Messenger RNA from Octodon degus (degu), 2086 nucleotides. RefSeq names its product GDP dissociation inhibitor 2 (gene Gdi2). Gene Ontology annotation, biological process: vesicle-mediated transport; protein transport; small GTPase-mediated signal transduction. Lineage: Eukaryota; Metazoa; Chordata; Mammalia; Rodentia; Octodontidae. Gene Ontology annotation, molecular function: Rab GDP-dissociation inhibitor activity. The record is from RefSeq and is a predicted model, not a curated record. Bases 230 to 1300 code for a protein of 356 amino acids. Gene Ontology annotation, cellular component: cytoplasm. The transcript is spliced from 11 exons.
GCCGCGCCCUCCCUUCUCCGUCCUCCUUCCCCUCCCUGCUCUGCUCUUCUUUUCCCGUCUGAGGUGGUGGCCGGUCUCGCCUCCUUAUCAGCUCCAUUUUACCACUUCUGUGGUUUUCUUUUCCCUCGGGUCCGAGAACGGCCCGAGCAUCUUCCCGCCUCCGUAGGGCGGCUGCAGAGCCCCGGCGCGUUCUUCUCUCUCGGAUCUUCAGUCCUCGCCCUGCUCAGUCAUGAAUGAGGAAUACGACGUGAUCGUGCUGGGCACCGGCCUGACGGAAUGUAUCCUGUCAGGUAUAAUGUCAGUGAAUGGAAAAAAAGUUCUUCAUAUGGAUCAAAAUCCAUAUUAUGGAGGAGAAAGUGCAUCUAUAACACCGCUGGAAGAUUUAUACAAAAGAUUUCAAUUACCAGGAGUACCUCCAGCAUCAAUGGGGAGAGGAAGAGACUGGAAUGUUGACUUAAUUCCCAAGUUCCUGAUGGCUAAUGGUCAACUGGUUAAGAUGCUGCUUUAUACGGAAGUUACCCGAUACAUGGAUUUCAAAGUGAUUGAAGGGAGCUUUGUUUAUAAGGGAGGAAAAAUCUAUAAGGUUCCUUCUACUGAAGCAGAAGCCCUGGCAUCUAGCUUAAUGGGACUAUUUGAAAAACGUCGCUUCAGAAAGUUCCUAGUGUAUGUUGCCAACUUUGAUGAAAAAGACUCUAGAACGUUUGAGGGCAUUGAUCCUAAGAAGACCACAAUGCGAGAUCUGUAUAAGAAAUUUGACUUGGGGCAAGAUGUUAUAGAUUUUACUGGUCAUUCUCUUGCACUGUAUCGAACUGAUGACUACUUAGAUCAGCCAUGUUGUGAGACCAUUGAUAGAAUUAAACUUUACAGUGAGUCUUUGGCAAGAUACGGCAAAAGCCCAUACCUUUAUCCACUGUAUGGCCUUGGGGAACUGCCACAAGGAUUUGCAAGUAAAGAUAUCUAUGUUUGCAUGAUUUCGUCUGCACACAAUGUGGCAGCACAAGGGAAGUACAUUGCCAUUGUUAGUACAACUGUGGAAACAAAGGAACCAGAGAAAGAAAUCAGACCAGCUUUGGAGUUGUUGGAACCGAUUGAACAGAAGUUUGUUAGCAUCAGUGACCUCCUUGUACCAAAAGAUUUGGGAACAGACAGCCAGAUCUUUAUUUCCCGUGCAUAUGACGCUACAACUCACUUUGAGACAACCUGUGAUGACAUUAAAGACAUCUAUAAAAGGAUGACAGGAUCUGAGUUUGACUUUGAGGAAAUGAAGCGCAAGAAAAAUGACAUUUAUGGGGAAGACUAACAGCAGUAAAUGUUAAUAUCUAAUUAGGACAGAUUUAAAAUUUGGCAAAUAAUACAUAUUGUAUGAAAUCAAUAUUGUAAGGCCUGCUUUUGUAAUCACAAUGGAGAUUGAAGAUUGCUAUACCAGUUAAUAUUCCCCUUCAUCUCUCUAAUCUUAAGUAUUAACUUUUCAUGGAGUGGCUAUACAGAUGGACUGGUUACCAUUCUGUUCAGUUUAACCAAGCUGGCUUUUUUCUAGUGAAGGAAGUUUUAAAACGGUCAUGAUACCAAUACAGAACAUGAUACUGUAUUUGUAUCUUUUAAUCAGUGUAGAUUUUGCAGUUUUGUGCUUCAGCUGCUCAAGAGGUGUAUCCAUACAAUGCGUGCUGUGCCAUCUUGACAUUAAGGAGAUUCUAAAUUGAAUAUUCUCUACUUUUGCACAGCAUCCGUACAUUUUCCCUAUAUACAUAUUUUGUGUUAUGUCAAAUAAUUAUGGGCAGGGCCCACAUACUGUGGCCACAAGUUUGGUUCUUGUGGAUGUGUACUUCUAACCAGACUCCAGACUAAGGGAGUGUAUGGGGAAAGCCAGUCAGUAACUGUUAACCUAGGAAAACUGAGAACAGGGGAAAUAAACCUAUCUAUAAAGCAGGCAAAAUGUAGAACCAUCUUUUGUAUCCCAGGUGCGGCUUCUUCGAUGGACCAAGCUGCAAUGCAGUAUUGAUUUGACAGAGCCUCUAUUUCAAUGUCUGUCUCAAAAUGGCUCCAAAUGAUUUCUGUACUGCAGAAUAAAGCCAAACUCUGGAAACCA